Choloepus didactylus (southern two-toed sloth) is the source of this 2224-nucleotide messenger RNA. RefSeq names its product G protein-coupled receptor 15 (gene GPR15). The coding region runs from base 86 to 1168 and encodes 360 amino acids. Gene Ontology annotation, cellular component: membrane. Gene Ontology annotation, molecular function: G protein-coupled receptor activity. Lineage: Eukaryota; Metazoa; Chordata; Mammalia; Pilosa; Megalonychidae. Gene Ontology annotation, biological process: immune response; G protein-coupled receptor signaling pathway. The record is from RefSeq and is a predicted model, not a curated record. The transcript has 2 exons.
UAAAAGAAGCUGCCUUGAGAUUUCUAAAAAUUCAAAAAUCUCUUAGGUAAGGAUACUUACCAGAUUUGGCAUUUGAUCUAUAGUGAUGGACCCAGAAGCAACCUCAGUUUAUUUGGAUUAUUCCGAAGCUACAAGCCAAAAUCCUGAGAUUGAGGAGACCCACUCCCAUGUUCCUUAUACAUCUGUCUUCCUUCCCGUCUUUUACACCGCUGUGUUCCUGACCGGAGUGUUGGGAAACCUCAUCCUCAUGGGUGCGUUGCACUUCAAAAGGGGCAGCCGAAGACUGAUUGACAUCUUUAUCAUCAACCUGGCUGCCUCAGACUUCAUUUUCCUUGUCACACUGCCUCUCUGGGUAGAUAAAGAAGCAUCCUUAGGACUGUGGAGGACGGGCUCUUUCCUGUGCAAAGGUAGCUCCUACAUGAUCUCAGUGAACAUGCACUGCAAUGUCUUCUUACUCACUUGCAUGAGUGUUGACCGCUACCUGGCCAUUGUGUGCCCAACUGUAUCCCGGAAAUUCAGAAGGAAAGACUGUGCAUAUGGAGUCUGUGCCUGCAUCUGGUUUAUCUCCUUCCUCCUGGGGUUGCCUACUCUUCUGUCCAGAGAGCUCACCCUGAUUGAUGAUAAGCCAUACUGUGCAGAGAAGAUAGCCACUUCAAGUAAACUGACUUGGGCCCUAGUGGCCAUAAUUUUCACCUUUUUUGCCCCCUUGCUGAGCAUUGUGACUUGCUACUGUUGCAUCAUAAGGAAGCUGUGUGCCCAUUACCAGAAGUCAGGAAAGCAUAACAAAAAGCUGAGGAAAUCCAUAAAGAUCAUCUUUAUUGUUGUGGCAGCUUUUGUCAUCUCCUGGCUGCCCUUUAAUACUUUCAAACUCCUGGCUAUUAUCUCUGGGUUGCAGCAAGAAUUCUACUUUUCCCCAGCCAUUCUCCAACGGGGUAUGGAGGUGAGUGGGCCUUUGGCAUUUGCCAACAGCUGUGUCAACCCUUUUAUUUACUAUAUCUUUGACAGCUACAUGCGCCGGGCCAUUGUGCACUGCUUGUGUCCUUUCCUGAAGAACUAUGACUUUGGGAGCAGCACCGAUACAUCAGAUAGUCACCUUAGUAAGGCUCUCUCCAACUUCAUUCAUGCAGAAGAUUUUGCCAGAAGAAGGAAACGGUCUGUGUCACUCUAAAAGGGGCUGUGAAUUUUCAAGCUCUUUUGGUGGGUUGGAGAGUUAAUUAUUGUCAGCAACAAAGAAAGAAGAAAAGUACUGAUGAUAAGAUGAUACAAGGAGUUAAGUUUUAAAAAGAGGACUCCAAAGUCCCUGUUUUUGUGGAUAUAAUUAGGCCAUGUUCUGUUUUUCCAGCUACUGGCCUUAUUUCAACUUUGCCAAUCAGGUUCACCAGAUAAAAUACAACUCCCAUCUUGGACUCUUACAUAAAGGCUGCUGCUUGAACUGUUUGCUUUCAUCAUGAUUGUUAAUACACAUUCAGGACUUUUCCUCUCUCAAGAACCAUGGUACCUUGAUCCACACCAUCCUUCCUACUGGGCUCCAGAUGGACUGCAUUUAAAGGAUUCUGCCCACUUUCAUCUGGUGUCAGACCUUGAUCCCCGCCUGAAGUCUCCCUGCUCCCUUCCCCGUAAAUCUCUUGUGUCCUAUUUUGGCAUCUGUAAACCUGAACUGUUGAACAAAGAAAAACCUCAACUAAUGCAUGAAGAAUUGAAAACCUUUUUUUUUCCUGAUGGACUAUAAAUUUAUCAAGAGUUUAAGCAUCCAUUUGGGAAACACUUUCCUUCAGAUAUGUCAAAAAUGGAACUAUUAUACAAAGGAUUAACAAUGUUUUGCACUUUUAUGCUUCUAAAAUCAUACACUAAGCAUAGAACGGUGAAAAUCUGCCUCUGAGAAGUCUCUUGAUUAGCUGGCUUAAGUCCUCAGUGACACCUUAGACUAUGUAGGUAAUAAUUUUUAGUGCUACAAUUAUGAUUACUAUUUUAACUAUUAUCAGUGUUUAUCUAUUGCACUUUUCCACUAUUUCAACGUUUAUCCCAUGUCCCUGGAAAAUUAAAAUGAGGAAUCUCCACACCUUAAAAUAAUUGAGUGAACAACCACAAUGUGAUGUAGUGGGAAACAUAAAGGCCUUAAAAUCAGAAAAAGUCUUAGUAUGAAUUCAUAAUCUACAACUAGUAAAGUCUGUGUGAUCUUGGAUAAGUUACUCGAUGUUUCUCUACUUCGGUUUUUGUGUCUGUA